AUGGCCUACUACGAUGAUCGCCGCUACGAUAGUUAUGAUAAGCCCCGCGACCGUGGUCGCCCAUCCGGCGGCUAUUCCGCAGAUUACCCCGAUGACCAUCCGCGCACUCACUAUGCUCGGCACGAGCGCGCAACGUACCGUGGUAGCGAUGGCUCCAUCGAAGAAAUCCAGCGGGACUUCCCGCCAGGAGGUGAAUAUUUCUAUGAACGCGGCUACAACUCACGGCGUACCCGGCAACCCGCCUAUGAGACUGUGCGCCGGGCGUCCUCGGUCAGCGGCUACGACCCGUACUACGACGACAGAUCGCAUCGUUCUCGACGCUCCAGACACUACUAUGAUGACCGCCGUCCCCACCGCUCCAGGUACUCUUCUGACGGUUCCAGAAGCCCGUCGCCGCGGCGCCACUCGCGCCGUAAGUCGCUGGGAGAAACCGCCCUCGGUGCCCUAGGCCUCGGUGCAUUGGCAUCCAAACAUGAUGACCAGUCAGAUCGUUCCCGCCAUGAUCGGGGCCGCUCGCAGUCCCGGCGCCGCGGCCGGUCUUACUCAUCUUCGCGAUCUCGUAGCCGCAGCCGUGACCGCAACCGCGACCGCUCGAAGCGGGAGCGUAGCGAGCAGCGGAUCGCCCAAGCUGCGAAGGCUGGCCUGACGGCAGCGGUACUGACCGCUUGGCGCGAGCGCAAGGGAGAAGGUGAGUGGACGGGCGCAAGGGGCAAGCGGGUCUUAACGGCGGCCAUCACGGCUGCGGGUGCAGAUGGGCUUGUAGACAAAGACCCCAACAAGCACGCCGGUCGCAAUGUCAUGGGCUCCGCGCUCGCUGGUCUGGCGGCUAAUCACUUCCUGAACGGCCCAAGCAAAAAGAGCGACGGCCAGUCUGGUGGCAGUGGCUUCAAAGACCUUGCAGCGAGCGGCGCUCUGGCGGCUGCGGGUAAAGAGAUCUAUGACCGAUUCUCGCGGUCUCGAUCCCGGCCUCGUGGCCGAGACGAGGACCGUGCCGGCAGUGACGACGAGCGCCACGGUUCCAGCAAGCGUAGCAAGAGCGUCUCCGACUACAUCGGUAAAGGUAUGGCAGCCCUGGGGCUCCACGAGAACUCUGAGCACGAACGAGACCGAAGCCGAGGCCGAGACGACCGUAGCCACAGCCGCAGCCGGCAUGAUCGUUAUGACCGAGACGGACGUCGCCGACGGGACCGCGAUUCCCGCCAUGACGGAUAUUCUGACUCUGACUCCGACACGGAAUACCGCAGCAGAGAUCGCAGGCGAGGUAGAAGUUCGAGAGAUGUAGGUCGAUAUCGUUCCAUGAACGACACCAGAACAUCCCUCCCCUAUACACCGGCCAGCACCCCGCGCGGUGGCGGCGAGAGAGGCGUCGCAUCCACCAGACAGGGCUCAAGGUCUAGCUCCGAGAGUGAUUCUGACUUGGGCGACAGUUCUGAUGAAAAGAAACAACGGAAGAAAAUGAAGCGGGACAUGCUGCUCACCGGCGGUCUCGCCGCCGUAACCACCAUCCACGCCGCGCACACGGUGCACGGCGGUAUCACGGGCCGUAAGAAACGCAUGCAGCAACUCAGGAAUAAUGAGAUCACCCCCGAGGAGGCCCGCCGCGCCCGCCGCAAAUCCAACCUUCGUGAUCUGAUGAGUAUCGGUCUCGCUGGCAUCGGCAUGAAGGCCGCGUACAGGGAGUGGAACGAAGUCAACUCCAAGCGAAAGGAAUCCGCCACGUAUCGAGAGCAAUGUGCUCAGCGCGCCAUCCGUCGCGAGCGACGUCGGGCCCAGAGCCAGGGUGCUUUGCCGUCUCGGCGUCGGUGGCCCGAUGAGAUCGAAUACCCGCCUUCAGUCCACGAGUCAACUCAUACCCAGACUCAUGCCCACGGCUUCACGUACCACGACGGGAACCCGUAUGGAGCUACUAUCGGGCAGCGUCCAGCAAUCUCUUAUUAG
Messenger RNA from Penicillium macrosclerotiorum, 1938 nucleotides. RefSeq lists its product as uncharacterized. The record is from RefSeq and is a predicted model, not a curated record. The transcript has 2 exons. NCBI's taxonomy places the organism in Eukaryota, Fungi, Ascomycota, Eurotiomycetes, Eurotiales, Aspergillaceae. Bases 1 to 1938 code for a protein of 645 amino acids.